Sitophilus oryzae (rice weevil) is the source of this 1736-nucleotide messenger RNA. RefSeq names its product substance-K receptor-like. The record is from RefSeq and is a predicted model, not a curated record. The coding region runs from base 204 to 1445 and encodes 413 amino acids. Gene Ontology annotation, biological process: G protein-coupled receptor signaling pathway. The transcript has 8 exons. Gene Ontology annotation, molecular function: G protein-coupled receptor activity. NCBI's taxonomy places the organism in Eukaryota, Metazoa, Arthropoda, Insecta, Coleoptera, Curculionidae. Gene Ontology annotation, cellular component: membrane.
CGAAACAUAUGCUUUCAUUUAAGCUUUUAUCACUAUGUAAAUAUUGUUUUUCCCUUGAAAGCUCACUCUGCAGUAAAAGGCUUUGACAAACACUCGACCAAAUCUGACAUGGGUGAAAUUUGUUGUUUUGUAUUUAUGAAUUUUUGUCUCCUGGCUUCUCAGGUUGAGAAUUUGUAAUAGUAAAAAACACUUUCAAUAAAAAAAUGCUUGAUUAUGAUGUGAGUUUAGAAACAGAUCCUUAUACAGUUACAACGGAAUAUGGUUCAACUCUGGCUGUAAACGCUUCAAUAGAUUACGACAAUGUGGAUUUUCCAAAUGUCAUAUACUACAACAAAGGAACUAAAAUACUUCUAAAAAAUAUUGGAAUAUUCCUGCCAGUUGUUAUGAUCGGAUUAAUAGGAAACUUUUGGGUGAUUUACGUCCUAAAAAGCAACAGAUACAUCAGAACCCCAACAAACCUGAUAGUAGGCAACAUGGCAGUUGCAGACUCACUAUCUCUUCUGAUGCAUCCAUGUUUUAUAUUUGUUUAUGAUUACUUCCAAAACUACCAGUUAGGAUCAAUUGGAUGUAAAGGAGAAGGACCCUUAGAGUGUUCAAUAUUGAUGGCGAGUGUCAUAAGCAUGUCUGCCAUUACCUAUGACCGUCUUAUUUCUAUACUGCUUCCAAAUGAAACUAGAAUCAAUCAGACAAAAGCUAAAAUAGUUAUUUUCUGUACCUGGUUGAUUGGGAUUGUUCUAUCAGUACCUUUGGCGAUAUUUCGGACAUACAAGGAACGCCAAUGGAAGAACUUUGAUGAAACGUACUGUACCGAAAACGUGGUAGUUAUUAAUGUCUAUUGGUAUGUUAUUAUAACAGUUUUAGUAUGGCUACCACUGUCCAUUCAAAUCAUUUGUUAUAGUGCUAUUUUUAUUAAAUUAAAUCGGUAUGAAAAAAUGCUGGUAAAAUCGUUCUCCAACCACCAAUUGGGCUACAAAAAGAGCGCAGCCAAAAUGAUGUUUAUUGUGAUUUUAACUUUCAUGGUUUGUAGGAUUCCUUACACUGCUUUCAUUAUUUACAGACAUUCGUUGUUAAAAUCAAAGAAAAUAGCUUCAAGUGCCAGCGUUACAAACCUUGUUAAUGGAUUGUACCAUACGCUGUGGUUCACCUCUAAAUACCUACUUAUUGUGAAUGCUGCUUUGAAUCCACUAAUCUACUCAGCGACUAAUAUAUCGUUUCGCAAUGCUUUCAAAAAAACCAAGUUAUGGCAGUGGCUAAUACCAAAAACUAAAGAAAAUCGGAUUAAACGAGUUAUUAAAGAAAAAGCUCAAAUCUCUCCCACUACCGAAGCUGCAAAAUGUAACAAAAAAAUAUUUUAUAUAUUCAAGAGAAAACAAAAUAUCAAAUCUGUUGGAGGACAAGAACCCAGUACCAAAGAAGUGGAAGUAGUCUACAAUACGAAACUAUAGAAAUAGAUUGUAUUUUUUUAAUCACAUAAGAAAGUAUAUAGUCUGUCCAACGGGAGGAACCCUGGCAGUGACAGUUGUGUCUGUUAUUUUAAUUAACAGGCAAACAGGAAUUUCGUGUCAUUUUUUGAAUGUCGUCUGUAAAAAUCUUCUCUGACUCGUUGGACAGAUUAUACAACCAACGUUACAAGACAUUAAGUCACGUCCUAAUAACGUUGAUUCUGUAUUUUUGCUAGUUUAUUUUCAACCCUCAACAUUGUUAAUAUAUGGUCGAAAAUAAAUGAAUUGUACAAU